This is a messenger RNA of Micropterus dolomieu (smallmouth bass), 1547 nucleotides long. Its product is annotated as butyrophilin subfamily 3 member A2-like. NCBI's taxonomy places the organism in Eukaryota, Metazoa, Chordata, Actinopteri, Centrarchiformes, Centrarchidae. The record is from RefSeq and is a predicted model, not a curated record. The coding region runs from base 1 to 600 and encodes 199 amino acids. The transcript has 5 exons.
AUGAAGGAGAAAGUGGGAUUCGUUGUUUUGCUCCUCAGUCAAGCAGCUAUGGCUUCCAGAGACCCAGAGGUGGUUUGCUCUUCUGAUCCAGUGGAAGCUGCAGUCAGUGAGGACGUGAUUCUGCAGUGCCACCUUGAGCCCCCACUGGAUGCAACAGAUAUGACAGUGGAGUGGAGCCGUGGGAGCCAUAACCAGUUUGUACACCUGCAUCAAGACGGAAAAGACAGUCCUGCAGAGCAGAAGGAGCACUUUGAAGGAAGAACGUCUCUCUCUCAUGAGGGUCUGACCAAAGGAAACCUGUCACUGAAACUCUCCUCAGUACAGCUCUCUGACGCUGGAAGAUACAGAUGCUGCUUUCACACUGAAAAAGUGCACAAGAGUUGUUAUGUUAACCUCACUGUUGCAGAAAAUAAAAACAACACAGAAGAGCAACAAGCAGCUUUCAGUUACAAAACUGCCAGACGCCUUCACAAAGGCGUUGUCGCUGUCAUUGUCAUUAUUUGUAUUAUCAUUGUCAUAUUUGGGUUGAAAUGUGAAAUAAACGGUGCUGUGUGCGAAUGUCUGGGAGCGUGUGUGGUAAUGUGUCUGGAUCUACUGUAACACGUUUGAGAAGCACUACUGGUUUUAAUGUCAUCGAAAGAUUUUCACAAGUUAGUUUCUGUAAAACACUCCUGUCAAACAUGCUAGUUGAUCAGAAAUACCCACUUCAGGCUCAAGGCAUUUUUUUUGGAUGUUGCUACGUGUAAAUUAGCAAGAAUGAAGAUGCAACAUUCGCUUAGACUUUCAAAAUAAAACUAGUGGUUAUCAUUGUGAAAACAUCACAGCUAGGUUUAGGCACAAUAACUACUCUGUUAGGAUAGAAAGAAAUCAUGGUUGGGGUUACAUUAACUACGUUAGGUACGCUACUUAUGAAACUUAUGUAAGUGUAAUCACUUAAAAUGAGUAAUGUUGACUUUUGUUUCAGGAAAUCAACACUGACCUCCUGGGUCAAAAUCUAGUUUCUGACCCACCAACCCAUUCAGCCCAACCACCUCAUUGCUCUGACUUUUCUGCUUAUAUAUAGCUGUACUUUUAACAUUGAACAAUGGCAUUGAAGAGCUUCCCCCAGUGUGUUGAAAUAUAACACUCUGGGGCGCCUUGUGCAUUCGUACCAGACGCCAAAGUACUUGACAAAGCAUCCAUAUGUGACACCCUGGGAAUAAAAACGGGUUGUUUUAAAAGUAGGCUGACACUUUUAGGAGUGAUGUUUUGCAUGAAAGAAGAAUAUCUUUUUGUACUCAAAUAAAUGUGAUGUAAAGAUCAGUCAGGAUAACAUAUUCUCGUCAAGGGAAACAUCACAUAUUUUACACAUCAAAAUUUACAGCUUUUUUUGAAUUUUUUUUCUAUAUUUAAUGUUUAUUUCUAUGGACAAAUUGCAUGAACCAGUGCUACAUACCACAGCAAUUAUAGCCUCAGCUAGUUUUCAAGACUGAACAAUAAAACACAUGAAGAACAAAAAACACUUUUAUAUAUAUAUAAAAGAUAUACUGAAAUUAUAAAAAGCUUUA